UCCGGGCUAAAAAACUGAGAGAUUUUCCUUUGCAACAUCUGCAACUCAGAGUCGUUGCUGUCAUUAAGCCGCUGCAGCUUUAAGGAAGCGGUCCUGAUGGUGGACCGGUCAUAAAACAAAGGGCAUAGAUGAACCUGGAAAAAAUGUCAUGGAUAUCCUCGGGUAUUUGGCUCCUAUGUUGUCAUAUGCGGGUUCAUAACCUCUGCUUGGGUCACUGGGAGGAGCUCGGCGGUGCUGCGGCUGCUAAUGGAUUGCUGUCAGGUUCAUACAUGCGAUGGAAUAUUUGGUUGUGAUCACAGUGCAGUUCUUUGGCGCAUCUUGACGUGUUCUGUGUGUGUCAUAUUUUGGAAGCCAUCCUUAAUGAGAGACAUGAGUUUGAACCAUUUUGGACUUUGCUCGGAGAAGAGAAACUUCUUGUGAUGGAAGAGAGGAUGCAGAUAUUUGGAGGAAUGUCCAGAUAAAACUGUAAACGUGCUCAUCCUCACAGAUCACAGAUUCUAUAUUUCCUAGGGGAUCUGACUGAAAAGGUAAGUGUUUACAAUAUUUUAGCAACAGGAGGACAAUCUCUCACCAUCCCUUAAGACCUUCAAAGUAAAAGCUACAGUGGAUCCUUACCCUUUCAAUCUUGUCACAAUGGAACACUCUGCCUCUAUGAACUUGACUGUGGUGGAUGGAGAUGAGGUGGAGGACCAGCGACCUCUCCUCCCAACAAGGAUAGUUCCCCUACCCCAGGUGUGCUCUCCACAGUGUGGGAUACACCACACAGUCCAAACAUCGGCCGACCACACCGUGUGGCUGGACCGCAGCCAAGCCGUGACCACCACGCUUUUAUACAACGGCCAUCUUUAUGUCGCGCCUUCUCCUCGCUCUAAAAAGAGGGCAGACAAAGCGAAAGGCAAGGAGAAGAAGUGUGAGAAGAGGUCAGGGGGCAUCAGAGCAAACCCGGGACACAAGGAGCAAAAUCACCAGUGCAGAGGCAAAAAUGCAACAAUCCACAGACUCCAGGAGAGAGUCACCUCUUUCACUGACAUCCCCAUGUCUCCCUGUGACUCACCGUGUAAGAGCCCGAGCAGGUCACAUGUAGACACCAAGGAUGUUGAGAGCAGACGAGGCUGCAAGACAGACAAGGCCUCUCUGGAGAUGCACGGCCGUCUCCCAGAGAUCGUCAUCACCAGCAAAGAUGACGACCGGCAGCAUCAGAACGAGUAUCACCAGGACCCGAGGAAGAGCAAAGGCCUGCUGCCAGGAGCCGAGUGUCCCAGUCCAAGCCCCAGUCCCAGUCCUCAUAGCAGUCCAAAGCACAAGGCAGAGGACAAGGACGACCACUACUGGAAGACCCACGGUAUCGGCUGGCGGCUGGUCCGCAGGAGGACUCUGUUUCUGAGGAGGCAGCGGCUGAGCGACUGCACUCUGGCUGUGGGGAUGUUCGGCGUGGUGCUGAUGGUGAUGGAGACAGAACUGUCCUGGAGCGUCUACAGCAAGAGCUCCGUCUACUCCCUCGCACUCAAGUCCGUCAUCAGUUUGUCGACGCUCGUCCUGCUCGGCCUCAUCAUAGCCUAUCACUGCUGUGAAGUGCAGCUUUAUGUCAAUGACCUUGGUGCAGAGGAUUGGCGGAUCGCCAUGACAACAGACCGCUUGGCUCUGAUGGCCCUGGAGCUGCUAGUCGCGGCCAUUCACCCGUACCCCGUGGGUCUGCUGGCGUACUUUCAGCAGAGCUCGGCGGCUCGCUUGUCGUCGUCAGAGACAGAGCUGGAGAUCGCGCUGACUCUGCCCAUGUUGCUCAGACUCUACCUGCUGGGACGAGUCAUGAUGCUGCACAGCCGCCUCUUCACUGACACGGCAUCCCGCAGCAUCGGGGCCCUCAACAAGGUCAGGGGUCACGUGGUCUCAGAAAGCAGCCAGCUAUGA
Molecule: messenger RNA, 1908 nt
Organism: Solea senegalensis (Senegalese sole)
Lineage: Eukaryota; Metazoa; Chordata; Actinopteri; Pleuronectiformes; Soleidae
Product: small conductance calcium-activated potassium channel protein 3-like
Exons: 3
Coding region: 634-1908 (424 amino acids)
Biological process (GO): potassium ion transmembrane transport
Cellular component (GO): neuronal cell body; neuron projection; plasma membrane
Molecular function (GO): calmodulin binding; small conductance calcium-activated potassium channel activity
Source: RefSeq, a predicted model, not a curated record